Messenger RNA from Trichechus manatus latirostris (Florida manatee), 7102 nucleotides. RefSeq lists its product as uncharacterized. Lineage: Eukaryota; Metazoa; Chordata; Mammalia; Sirenia; Trichechidae. The transcript has a single exon. The annotation marks the transcript as partial. The record is from RefSeq and is a predicted model, not a curated record.
ACUGACCUGUGCGUUAAUUCUGCAUUUUGUGCUUUUCUAGGUCUCCAGAGAGAGCCCAACCCCUGUCCAGGAAUAACUGUAGAGCACUUUAAAGAGUCGACGGGUGUUAAAGGUCUUCCCCUGUAUCCAGACCCCUCCAGGGCACCUGGCACAAAAACUCAGAACAACUUAGAAUCCGACUUCUUGGCCAGAGAUGGUCCCUCAAGCAACAGCUCAUUCCAUAGCAGUGAAGAGGAAGGGACUGACCUUGAGGGGGACAUGCUGGACUGCAGUGGGUCUCGACCUCUCCUCAUGGAAUCUGAAGAAGAGGAUGAAAGCUGUAAGCCUCCCCAGGGGAAGCUGGGAGGAGCCAUUCCAUUCACUCAGCCAGAAGUCUCUACUGAGCCAACAAAGGCAGUACAAGAUGGGAGAAAGAACCAGUUCCAAGCCCUCACACAACCAACCACUGACGGUCUCAGUGAGCCAGAUGUUUUCACCACAGCCCCAUUUAGGAGCUCGAGGGUUCCAGCUGAUGAUGUGGACAUUUUCUCCAAAGCCCCGUUUGUCUCCAAGGGCAGUGUGGCUUCUCCCCAGCCAGAGGAGGCAGACGUGUUCUUGAGAGCUCCUUUUACCAAGAAGAAAAGCACGGAGGAGCUAAUAGUUGCCCAGAGCACAUCCCAGGAGUUGCCUACACAGGCUAGUCUCCUCAGUCAGACAGGUGAUGUCCCGACAGGCAUUAGCCCUCUGCUCUCUAGCCUUGAUAGAGCAGUGUACCCCUGUGUCCGAGCUCAGUAUUCCAUGGCUAGUUUUGUCCAACACCCUAACCUCCCCUCCCAUUCUGUACAAGCAGCUGACCAUCUUGAAAGCAUUUCUCCCAGGGGAUUCUCCCUGGAACCUGGGGGCCAUCCUAACGACAGAAACAAAGGACCUCAGCCCCAGAAAGAAGCGGUCUCAGGCCCUGUGGCUGGCAAACCAUUCCUACCCCCAUCUUUGUCCAAAUAUUCCCGUCACUAUAGCCCAGAAGAUGAGCCAAAUCCAGAAGCCCAACCCAUUGCUGCCUACAAAAUUGUCUCGCAAACCAACAAGCAGUCGAUAGCUGGCUCUGUUUCGAUCACAUCCCUUUCCUCCAGGACUACGGAGUUGCUAGCUGCUGAUCCUUUUGCUUUAGCACCCUUUCCUUCAAAAUCAGGCAAACAGAAACCUUAGGAGCAAUACCUGAGCCUUCGGCCUCUGUCUCCACCCCACCCCUGUACCUGCCUCACCACUUUCAGCUGAGCCUUCUCAAGAAGAAAUAUAUCAUUACUAUCUUCCAGUUCCCUGCUGUCAGAGCAGAACUUCUUCAGUUAACAAACUCAGUUGCUGUGAUGUUUAGUUGAAACCCCUUUAAAUUAUGCUCAUUUCUUCUGUUUAUAUUAAUUUCUGGACUUCUAGACAUUUGCAUCUCCUUCAUAGAGGCCUUCAUCUCCACCCAGCACCCACCCUGUGUUUUGCCCUGCAACUGCUGAGGUCGAGAAAUACUUCACCCCAGUCCCAAAGGGCCCAUAUUAUUGUUUAUUUUAACUCCUGCAGUUCCUGUUCUGAGUCAUGUCCAUUGAGGAAUCAAGAUUAGUCCCUCCAGGACUGAUGUAAUACUCUUGGAAAGAAGCACCAGGUAAAAAUCCUGCACAUCAAGAGGAAGCGUAAUCCUGAGGAUACUAAUCAUUCCUGUAAAACCAGCAGCUCUCUGUUUGAGUCUGUGUGCAAGCCAGGCUGUUCCUUGCGCAUGAGUGUGUCUGUGGGUGUGUAAUGUACAUCAUGUCCAUUCCUACGUAGAAGUGCACACAGGUUCAGCAUCCAUGCUCAUGUCUAAUGGUGUUAGCAGAGUCUUCCUCACAUCCAUACUUUUAAAGUUAGUAUGAGUGUAUAGAGGUGUGUUUGUGCAUGUGCAUGCAUGUGUGCCCAGGAAACAUUUUUCCUUUAGGUGAGUCCUGUUCCACCAUGCCUACCUCCACAAUCAAAUCCCUCAUUUACUGGCAUUUGUCUGCUGACCUAAUUGACUUGAACCCAAUUUUUGUUCAGUUCUUUUUUCAUUGUAAAAUUGGAUUCAUUGGAAGGUGUAGGAAAAUCCUGACUGGACUGAGGUUUCAGAGUGGAUUUAAUUCUCAGUAUUCCUAUUUGCUGUUAACAAAUUCCAUUUACCUGGUUAAAAACAAUUAUUAUUCCUAUACAUUUUCCCAUCAGAACAAUAGAAAAGAUCUCCUUAUUACAGUUCCAAUCAUUAGGUAUGUAGUCUUAGUAACAAAAAAGUGCUCAAUGCUAUCGUUAUGGAAUGCAUUAAUCAUGAGACCAGGCUGCAAAUAGAAUUGCUUGUUGUUGUUUUUUUUAAAUCCUUGCUAUCUUUCUCUACUGCCUCUUGAGGAGGGAUAAAUCUGAGACGUGUAAAUAAGUUUGUCUAGGAGAAUGGAAAAGAGCUGAAUCAGCUAGCCGUGAAAUUUCUUAAAUUAUCCUCUUUAGAUGUUGAAGUAGGCCAGAUAGGUGACUGACUUGUGUUUUUGAAAAUAUUUUUGGAAAGAUCUGACCUAUUAUUAGCUUUUUUCCUACCUUUAUUAGUGCCUUAAGAUAAAGCCUGUGUCUCAAUGGGAAGAUUUCUGCUGAGGAAGUCAGCUUCAUGUAAAGAGUUGCUCGAGGUUUCAACUUGAAAGCUUUGUGUGACUUCUAGUAAAUGUUAGUGAUGUCUCCAUUAGCUGGAGAGUUAUUUACCAAACCAGAUUAAUGUUUUAAGAAUUAUUGGAAAUAUAUCCAAGAAUCAAGCCUAAAUGCCAAACUCCCUUGCAGCUGGUUAGGUGAGAUAUUCUUUAAAUUUGAACAUCAAGGAUCUUGGGAGUAAAAUAUGAACAAUUGCUUUUCAAGACUUUCUAAUUUAGUCUCCACUUAUUUCAAAUAUCCAGGUUAAAAGAUGAAUAAUUGGCACUGUAGCAGGGCUACCGGCCAUGGUUUUCCAACCAAGGUCUCAGUUGUUCCAGAAACUUAACUUUUACUUUGGUGGAUGCUAAAUAUUCGUUCUGAAGGUUCGCAUCCUCCCAAAUACCAUUUCUGAUUUUCGUUUGUACCAAUGGAUGCAAAACCAUCCUUCCAGCUGAAAAAUGUUUUUGGCCAAUACAUAUGAAACUUUGCAUCCAGAACUUUUCCAUGGUCAUUGUCAAUGAAACCUAAAGGCAAGAGCUAAGAGGAUAGUAAUGUUCAGGGGGAGUUCUCACCCCAAAUCAGAAAAUCUUACAAAGUGGAAGGUCUUCCUAACUCACUCUUCCAAAUGUUCAGGAUUACCUCUGUAACAGUCCUGCAAAAUGCGUUUCCUUUGGUGGUUUGAUCACUCCCUCCUAACCACAUGCCCAUUUUAAUUCUCAAGGUACAAAACAAAAUAAAAAUCAUGGUGAUUUUAUUAUGUAGUUGAAUCAUUAGUCAAGCAUGAGCUUAUAACCGUUUUUAUUUUCACCAGAGACUUGUGAUGGGUGGAGACUCCACAAAUACUUUAUUUGAAUAAGGAAAUGAAAUGUAAACACGUGCAAAUUACUUUUGUUUGUUUUUUUUUCCUUACUGAAUGAUGCAUGAAAAAUUUUUAUGACUUGGAUUACGUUUAUUAUUAACUAAUAACUGAUGAAUUUUGUGGAAAUGUACUACAAUAGGGUUUUAUGCCCUUUCUACUGACUUUCUUUGGAUCAUGUAGAGUAAAUUUUCAUUUAAAGAUAGUAUGUUCUUGCCAGAGGCAAUCCUGAAUCUGGACAGUUCAGUUUUAAGGAAAAUCAAGAGUACUCAGGGUGUUUUGAAUUAGCAAAUGCAUGUUUCCAACAACUAUACUGCGACAGGUUAAAAUUAAAGAGAAAAUAUAUAGUCAGCAAAAUACUGUACUUUUUUGCUUUAUGUGCCAUUUGCAUUACACAUCUGAUACGGAAUGUAGGAACUUAUGUAGUGACCUUUCAUUUCAGUGAAAAGCAGUGAACCAGAAUAUAUUUAGACACAAAGCAUUGAGCCGCAACCUGCACUAGUGAAUUCUUAAAGAAUCUAUGUUAAUUGACUAGUGGGCACCAUUGAAUUUAUGAAGUUAUCUUGUGUUUGUUGAAAAUUAUUUAACGUAACUGUUUCUCGGGCUUACAUAUAACCCUUUAGCUCCAAAUCCUUGGUUAGAUUGGAAAAUGGAAUGAACAAAAUUUGAUGCUGAAGCAGAUGCUGGACAGGACCUAAGGGAGUCUGAAUCCUGUUUCGUUGCGGGCCCACUCAUUGUUGAGUUGGAAAUUUCCCAUGUGUAGACUGAUGACACAACAGCUCGGCUGCUGACCGAAAAGUUGGUGGUUCUCCAUGGGAAGAAGACCUGGCAAUCUGCUCCUGGAAAGACUACAGCCUAGGAAACACUGUGGGACAGUUCUACUCUGUCACAUAGGCUUGCUAGAAGUCAAAAUCAACUCGACGGCACACAGCAACAACAACGGACUAGUGUGUGUGUGUUUACAUUUUCACGUUAGGUCUGAGUUUAAUCUGGCAACCAAGAUCUCUUUCUAAACUUUGAAGAAAGAUACUGGCUUCUUACUGACCCAUUAAUUUUUUUAUAAGUUUUAGAGUGUGUGUAUCUCAGCGUUUUCAGCUACUUGGUGGGCAUUUCACUGACUCAUAAGGAAAGUAGCAGAUUUCAGUUUUAAGCAUAAUAACUGAAGUGAUCUGACAGUAAAAUUCAAUCAUGCAGUAUUUGCUUCCAUCAAGAAAAAUAACCAAAACAUGUAUCAUUACAUAAUAUGUAUGUAUUAUGUCAAAUAGGAAAUGUUAUUAUAGGAAACUAGAGAAGGGUGAAAUCCAGCUCACUCUCUGGCAUAAAGGAUACAACAUAAAGUGGAGUCACUUGGAUCCUUUCAAUAAAGAAGUUAUUCUCUGCUGUGUCCUUGAAAUUGGAGAGCACAUAGCUGCCAGUUCUGUGAAAGGGCUGUUGGCCACACAGAUGUAGUUUUACCUGAGAGAUUUGGAACCCCAAUUACUUUGAUGAAAGGUGCAUAGGACAGCUGCUGACAAGACCAGCCUCUAAGGAGACAAGGCACAUUGUUAAUGUCCAUACCUGCCCCUGAGUUCUAAUCCUCCAAGCCUGCCUGAAGGAGUAAAUACUGAAGAUUUUAAAUGGAAUUAUAUAAGUUAAACUCAUUUUUCCCAGUGUUUUAUCAACUACUACUUAGUUUUAUUUUUUUUAACCACCAGAGUACUUGCAGUGUUUUUACUGAAAAAUUCAUUUAAGGAAGAGUUUCUAAAUGGUUGAAAAUGAAAAGUAAUACCUGGUUGAGAAUUGUUUUUGUGUUCUUUUACUAUAAAACAAAUAUUGCUUCAUCUACUCAAUUGAGCAGUCAGACUGUUAGCUCUCAUAGCAUCAACUGUGCGGAAUUUCAACUGACACUUCUUGAUUCCCAGAAUGCCACUGUGCUCUGUGGCAUCUCUGUCCUACCCUGCCUCAUUUACUGUUUGGUCUUUGUUAGGAAACAGGCCCCCUACAUGUGGUGCCCAAGGUCUCUUCAUUAAAACACUGUCAGGCAUGGCUCUUUCCGGCUUUUUCUUGACCCCUGGAAGUCUUCUCAGCUAACCUUCCUUGUUCCUGUUCCCACUUCAUUUCCUCACUUGACAUUCCCCUGUUAUGACCAUACCACUAAGGUGGAUGAUUAAGGGUUUGAUGGAAUGAUCAUGUUAACUUUCAUUUGCCUCCCUGUUUUCUGUACGCAGUUUCUUCUUAAGUUUCAGCCCAGCCUAUGACAAUCUCACCACACUGGAAUAAUUCCAAAUAAGAAUGCAAUGGCUCACCUUCCCUAUUCCUUGUGGACUAGAAGAAAGGAUGAUGGAAGGUUGGCAGCACCCCAGCCUUACUCUGUGGAGACACAAUCCAGAGGCAGCAGUUCACCUUGUUCUUUACACAGGUCUGGAGGACCCCAGGACAGAGGGGCAAGUUUGAAGGGGCUUGGUAAUACCUGGUAAAAAUGGCUAAAUAUUAACCAGCACCCUGAUGGCUUGGUCCAGUAUCCCCAUGAUUUAUAAUUCCAUAAGAACUUCAGUCAGCCCUAUACCCCAGCAGUGUCUUAAGUAUGCAUGGCACAGUUUUGAGCUUAUGGUAACAAGGUUUUCUUUUUUUUUUUUGGUAACAAGGUUUCUUAAAAUCAAGUCAAUGUUAUCUGCAUUGUCUUUUAAUAGAACCAUAUUUACAUGUUAAAGGGACCUGCUUAAUUUCUUUUGGCAAGGAAUUACAGAAUGGUUUUUACUAAUGUCAGUUAAAGUAGGGGGCACAGAUCUUGGGGGUGAGGGAGGGACAAUGCAGCCUUUUCACUCUGAAGUGGCAAGUUGGUUGUACUCUCUGAGUCUACCAAAGACUCCUGCUUGAGGAGUGAAUGGAGAGUGUGUGUGUGCAUGUGUGCCCUUGUGCGUGUGCAUCCUCCUGCUUUCUUUCCAUGGUAUUAACUCAAGACCUCUGAAUAAAGGCGUCCAAAGAAUACCAAAAGUUGAUAGUAGGUACUUGGCAUGAAUAAAUUCGGUUCCCUCUGCUGACAACUCUCCAAGUUAGAACUGGAGUUGUUCUCAAUGAAGGUGGGGAAAAAUCGGCCAUUGCCUUAGCCUCGUUUCCACAGUAAGCAUGCUUUUCUCAUCCAUAAGGAUGAAACUUAAUAGGGCUUGUCCUGAACCCUUGGCUCACGUGUGGUGUUGGGAGGGCAGUAGUGACCAGAACACCACAAGGCCUGCAAGAUGUUACUUUGAAUGAGGAAACAUUUAAAGUUGUUCAGGGAUGGAAACCAAAUGAUAAAGGCCAAGGACCAUAAUCAUUUCAUGGAGAAGAGAUGAACUCCCUCUGCUGACUGUUUUGACUGAGGAGGUUAACCCAACUGUAAGGAGUAUUGAGGUCAUCAGGCCUCAGAAAACAAUGUGUGCACGCAAUCUCAAGGGCUGUGAACAAGGGAAAGGAAGGGAAAAAGACAUUUUAAAAGUCAAUCUUAACAGUUUUUGCAUACCUCUUAUUUGCAGACUAUUGGAUUUACGUUCAUUGCACUCUUGGUGUGAUCUAUCUUAUGUAUCUGAUAGUUUUUAUGAAUAAUUGAGUUGUAAACUCCUAUACACUUUAUUAAAAUGAACCUAA